UAAUGGCUGAGCAUCUGACGCGGUUUCCAAGGAAACUAAUCAUCAAACAUUUGUCGAAACGUCGCUAACACGCUUUAAACGACCUGAAAGCUUUACUUCGACACGGGACAAGCUCAGUGAAAAAGAGAAGCUAUUUAAAAAAAAAAAAAACGUUUAAGACUCGUUUGACGUUAGAACAUUUUGUUUUUAUUAAUUAAAAAAAAAAAAGAUUUCUCGACGCAAGGUUGUCACGCGCCAUUAAAGUUGAAGACGGCGGAAAAGGCGAAAACGAUGAGUCGUAACCUGACCCGCAGUCAGCAGUACCGGCUGGUGGAACAGCGGCGCGCCCUCGAGGAGCACAAGCAGCUGGAGGCCCUGCGGGUGGACCGGGACCGCAAAAUGGUGGCCGCCAUGAAGGAGGAGGACAACGUGGACAAGAAGAGGUUCUUAAAGCAGGUGCAGGAAGAGCAAAAAGAGCGAGAGAUAGAGAACGCCAUGGUGCAGGCCCACACUGCAAAAAUGUUGAGGGAGAAGCAACUUGUGCAAGAGGAGAAGCUGGCGAAGGAGUUGGCUCGCAUCAACCAGGACAGGCAACGAGAAGGCAAAAUUAGGCAGUACAUAAGAGAGAACAGCAUUGAGCUGCGCGAACUGGAGUCAAAGUUGAAAGUGGCCUACGUGAGCAAGGAGCAAGCGGCGCAGAUGGCAGAGCACGAAGCUAUCAAGUGUGAGACAAUGCGUGAGGAGGCGGAGCUCUACAACAAGAUGAAGAGCGACUUUGACCAGGCCACCCUGGAAGAGGAGAAGCUGGAGCAGAGGAAGCAGGAGGAGCAGCUCCAGUACCAGCACGAGCUCAACCUGCAGCUCAUCGAGCGAGAGCACAAGAGACAGGUGGCCUACGACGACUUCCUCAAGGAGAAGCUCAUGGUGGACGACAUCGUGCGCAAGAUUUACGAAGAGGAUCAGUUGGAGCGACAAAAGAAGCUGGAGAGGGUGCGUGCCACCCAGAAGCACAUCGAAGACUUCCAGACGCAGCGCGCCGAGUGGCAGCGCUUGGAGAACGAAAAAAUGGAGGAGGAGAACCGGCGCAUCAGGGAAUUCGCAAACCAGCAGAAGAAGUCGCAGCAGGACAGGAAAGCCAAGAUCAAAGCGCGAGAAGACGCCAUACAGCACCUCAGAGAUACGCUUGCCGAGAAAAUGGCCGAGGAGAGGCGACAGCGUGACGAGAUGGAGAGAAUUCGCCAGGAUCUUUGUCUCGAGGAACAAGAAGCGGCCUUCAGAAGGAAAGAAAUCGAAGACAUGGAGAAGAACAUCAGACAGCGGCUGAUGUUGCAGAGGACCUGCCAGGAGCAAAUGGCCAUGAAGGAGAUGCGACGGCAGGCGGAGAAGGACGAGGAGGAGGCCUUCCGCAAGAUGACCAUGGACAAGUUUGCGGAGGACGACCGCAUCGAGCAGAUGAACGCCCAGAGGCGGCGCAUGAAGAUGAUGGAGCACAAACGCGAGGUGGAGAUGCUGAUCGAGGACCGACGGCGGCAGCACCAGGCCGACAGGGAUUUGAAAGCCAAAGAAGAAGCGAUGGAGCAGGAGAGAGAAGCGCUUUGCAGGCAGAUCAUCGAAGAGGAAAGACUGCAGCUUCUUCAGCGUCACGCCACCAAACUUCUCGGGCACCUACCAAAGGGUUUGCUUCGCGAAGACGACCUGAAGCACUUUGAUGAAGACUUCAGGAAAAACUUCCAGACAAGUCAAGCAGAUAAUGAAAACCACAGCGGAGAUGACUGAUUCAUUUUCUUAUUUUUUGUUACCAAUUUUAGAAUUACUACAACAAGGGUUAUGUGAUCACACUUUUCACGGAAAGUCUCGGGUGAAUGGUUGUACGCGCGCAUGGAAAAUGGAUGACAUCGAAUACAAAAGGUGCUAAUGACGAGGUCAAAAUAUUAGAAACUACUACGGACAUCAAUAAACAUAUUGGUGGAUUAAUAGC
Syngnathoides biaculeatus (alligator pipefish) is the source of this 1957-nucleotide messenger RNA. RefSeq names its product meiosis-specific nuclear structural 1 (gene mns1). Gene Ontology annotation, biological process: cilium organization. Gene Ontology annotation, cellular component: motile cilium. NCBI's taxonomy places the organism in Eukaryota, Metazoa, Chordata, Actinopteri, Syngnathiformes, Syngnathidae. The record is from RefSeq and is a predicted model, not a curated record. The coding region runs from base 271 to 1755 and encodes 494 amino acids. The transcript has 10 exons.